Molecule: messenger RNA, 2807 nt
Organism: Temnothorax curvispinosus
Lineage: Eukaryota; Metazoa; Arthropoda; Insecta; Hymenoptera; Formicidae
Product: putative adenosylhomocysteinase 3
Exons: 10
Coding region: 253-1467 (404 amino acids)
Biological process (GO): L-methionine cycle
Cellular component (GO): cytosol
Source: RefSeq, a predicted model, not a curated record
GGCGCGAGAACAAAAUUAGACUCCAAGUCCGGAGCGUUGAAGAAGUCCAGCCGCUACCGGAGCCGCUCCUUGUCAGCCAGCAGCACCGACAGUUACAGUUCUGCCUCUUAUACAGGAAGCUCGUCCGACGAGGAUGACGUCUCGCCGCGCGAGAAAAUCCAGAAGACGGAGAAGGGCUUCACGGACUUCUGCGUACGUAACAUCAAUCAGCAGGCCUUCGGUCGCAGGGAGAUCGAGAUCGCCGAGCAGGAGAUGCCGGGAAUCAUGGCGUUGCGGAAACGCGCGGCGGACGACAAGCCGUUGAAAAACGCCAAGAUUGUGGGAUGCACUCAUAUCAACGCGCAGACCGCCGUCCUGAUUGAGACGCUGGUGGAACUGGGCGCGCAAGUGCGAUGGGCGGCGUGCAACAUUUAUUCCACGCAGAACGAGGUAGCCGCGGCGUUGGCGUACGCCGGGUACCCGGUGUUCGCGUGGCGUGGCGAAACCGAGGAGGAUUUCUGGUGGUGCAUCGAUAAAUGCGUGGCGGCCGAGAAUUGGCAGCCUAAUAUGAUACUGGACGACGGCGGUGACGCCACCCAUCUGAUGCUCAAGAAAUACAACGCCAUGUUCAAAAUGAUUCAAGGAAUUGUCGAGGAGAGCGUGACAGGUGUACAUAGAUUAUAUCAGUUGUCGAAGGCGGGAAAAUUGUCUGUCCCCGCGAUGAACGUGAAUGACAGUGUAACUAAAACGAAAUUUGACAAUCUCUAUAGCUGCCGCGAGAGCAUCAUUGAUAGUUUGAAAAGGUCCACCGACAUCAUGUUCGGAGGCAAGCAGGUUGUAAUAUGCGGUUACGGAGAGGUCGGGAAGGGAUGCUGUCAAGCUCUCAAGGGCCUAGGUUGCAUCGUGUACAUCACCGAGAUCGAUCCCAUAUGCGCGUUGCAGGCCAGCAUGGACGGCUUCAGAGUGAUGAAGCUCAAUGAAGUCAUUCGAAAUGUAGACAUUGUUAUUACAGCGACGGGCAAUAAAAAUGUGGUCACACGCGAGCAUAUGGACAAGAUGAAGAACGGAUGCGUCGUGUGCAACAUGGGCCACAGCAACACGGAGAUAGACGUCAACAGUUUACGUACGCCCGAUUUGACUUGGGAGAAAGUGAGGUCGCAAGUGGACCACGUUAUUUGGCCGGACGGUAAGCGCAUCGUUUUGCUGGCGGAGGGUCGGUUGGUGAACCUGUCGUGCUCGAGUAUUCCAUCCUUCGUGGUGUCGAUUACUGCCGCUACGCAAGCGUUAGCCCUCAUCGAGCUGUUUAACGCGCCAUCCGGACGAUAUAAGAGCGACGUUUACUUGCUGCCGAAGAAGAUGGAUGAAUAUGUCGCGUCGCUGCAUUUACCCACUUUCGACGCGCAUCUGACGGAACUGACGGAUGAACAGGCAAAGUAUAUGGGCCUGAAUAAGGCGGGUCCGUUCAAGCCUAAUUACUAUCGCUACUAAAAAACCAUUGGACGAGUAAUGUGGCAUUGACUAGCACGUGCGACACUCACUCAGCAUUACACACCUUCACGAGUAUUAAAAAAAAAAAGAAAAAGAAAAAACCAGCCACCCUUCCUUGACUUUGUGCCGAAGUUGGCUUUCUUUUUUCCCCCCACUGACGUCUCUUCCAUAAAAUCGAUAAGAGAUUUUUAUUUAUGGUUCAACCUUCGUAGAAAGAUCCGCGCGACGUAAUUCCGCUAUGUUAUCGCUAAUCACCCGCAAGGAAUGCGUUAAUAAUGUCAUGGUGAACACGCUGAUUUAGCAGUUAGUCAAUAAUCGUUAUUAGAAACCACUACCAGGGCUACGCAAACUGCAUUCGAGAAAACAUAAGUUAUUUUGCACAACAUAUCACAGAUGUCUUUUUUUUUCUCUAACACAUGUGCCUCUGUCUGGUCCUGGAACUUACAUAACUGAAUUUACAUCCAAUUAACUCUUGUAACAGUUUCCUUUUCGAGAAUGCGCGAGUGUAGAACCUGCAUUUGUCAAGCUAAACACAGAGAAAGGGAGAGGGUAGAAAAGAGAAACUCUCUCUCUGAAAGGUUGCCAGACUGUGCACGCCAGUAAACCCGCACACGAAAAACGCCGGUUGAAUACUAUUGUAGAUAUAAACGAGUCAUGUAUAGUGUUUGCAAACCGAAAUGGUAAUUGAAAUUGUAUCUGUCCAUUAGUUACUACCUGCAGUAAGUUAUAGCUUUAUAGUUUGAUAAAUGAUACAAACGUUUUAAUAUAGUAUUGAAAGGAACUUGUAUACGUACGUUAUUUGUAUAAUUGACUUGCGCACGAUGUAAAAGAAAGCAUUGAAAGAAUACAAGAACGUAACUGUUCGGUCAGCUCAGUGUUCAAUUUCCUCCUGGAUGAAAAUUUUUCUACAGUUGUAAUUUUGCACUCUUAAAUUUUUCUUUUAACGUCCUGCGUGCGCAUUACGCGUCAAAAUUCGCACACGUAUACAGGUUUUUGACGAUUUCUUAGCGCGUGCAGAUGAUGCGCGUUAGUCAAUGAUAUUGUUGUGUCCUUAUAGUAACGAAAAUUGUGCAUCAUCCGCGACUUAUUUAUACACCAGCCAGUUUUCCGCGAAACGCGGGAAUUUGCCCGCGUUACGCAGGCGACUAUAAUGCAAAACUCGUGUACAUAAUUAUUUAAGGUAGGAGGGCCGAUACGUGAAAUAAGGCGAUACGCUUUUAUUGUGGAUUACAGCCUGUUAAUCUCUGGUUAUUAUUGUUACCCUCGUGCGCGGCACGAGGAACGAUUUGCGUAUCCAUACGUUUAGGAAAAAAAUAAACGCCUACAUUUAGAGAAUUGAU